AUGAUGAGCUGCCCAAGAGCCAAGCGCCAGCGGAUUGCACAUGAUGGAUCUGGGCCCCCGGCCUGCCGGAGUGUGCAACAAUAUCGGAAACUGAAUCGAAUUGAUGAGGGCACCUAUGGUGUGGUUUACAGAGCUUGCGAUGUCGAUACUGGAGAAGUUGUGGCGCUCAAGCAGCUCAAGUUGGCAGCAGUCAAAUCUGAUGAUGGCUUCCCAAGCGCGUCCUUGCGUGAGAUCUCCUUACUGCUGGAGAUCGAGCAUCCCAAUGUAGUGCGGUGCCGUGAGGUAGUGGUCGGCAACACCUUGCAGCAUAUCUUCAUGGUUAUGGAGUACGUGGAGCAUGAGCUCAGGGUUCUCCUUGCAAAGCACAAGUUCGCCGUUGCUGAGAUGAAGUGCUUACUUGUCCAGCUGCUGCGUGGUGUUGGACAUCUCCAUCAGUGCUGGAUUUUGCACCGCGACCUGAAAACAUCCAAUAUCCUGUUGGACAAGAAGGGGAUCCUUAAGAUCUGCGACUUUGGCUUGGCACGUCACUUCGGAGAGCCGUUACGCCCCUGUACCCAGCGUGUCCAAUCGCUAUGGUAUCGUGCUCCGGAACUUCUUCUGGGACAGAGGACAUACAGCAGUGCGGUCGACAUUUGGAGCAGCGGCUGUGUUUUUGGAGAGCUGUUGUUGCGGCGACCUUUGUUUGAGGGGAAGGCCGAGCUGCACCAGCUGGGUUUGAUCUUUGGCUUGGUCGGCAUGCCCUCCGAGGAGACUUGGCCUGGAUGCCAAGCAUUGCCAAAUUGGAAAUGGGCUGACAGCUUCAAACACCUCCUCCCAGGAUGGGAGUCGCUAGAUGGAAGUCUCUCCACGUUGGGCCUGGACUUGCUGCAAUCCCUCUUGCAGCUGUGCCCAGACAGGCGAUCGUCAGCCGAAGUUGCGCAGCAACAUGCGUACUUUGUAGAGGUGCCCCAGCCUCAGGAACCAGAAAUGCUGCCAACAUUCAAGGACCUGGUGGCUUCACAAGGAGUCCAACACCGAGGGGCGCAGAUGUGCCCCUUCAAAACCAGUUGA
Messenger RNA from Symbiodinium natans, 1050 nucleotides. NCBI's taxonomy places the organism in Eukaryota, Dinophyceae, Suessiales, Symbiodiniaceae. The record is from the annotation of a GenBank genome assembly.